AUGAGUGCCACAAGACUUGACCGAUUGGUCAUUCUUCUCGACACUGGUAGCACUCAACUCAUCCGCAACACAGCUGCACAACAGCUCGCCGACGUGCAAAAGAACCAUCCGGAUGAACUAUUCAACUUACUAACUAGAGUUGUUCCCUUCCUUCGCUCGUCUUCAUGGGAUACUAGAACAGCAGCUGCAAAAGCCCUGGGCGGAAUCGUUGAACAUGCGCAAAAGUUCGAUCCCAAUGAAGAUGAUGUCAAGAAUGAGAAUGGCGACGUCAAGGAAGAGAAUGGUUCUUCGACACCUCUAAUCUCUGACGAACAAUUGGAGCUUGCAACCUUGGACGUCGAGGCCAUCCUGACCAACGGAAAGGAGUUGCUCGGCAGCGCUGGACGUCAAUAUGACUUCAAACUGGCUGGCAUGGACCCCGCUCAAAGGCUAGCUCAUCAGAAGAAGACCCUUACCAAUCGACUCGGUCUUGGUGGGGAGUACAUGGAGGACGAACUUGUCACAGAGACAGAUAUCGCCGUCCGCACCAGUUUUCCACCACCAGCCAUGCCGACUGCAGACUCCAGUGUUUCCAGAGCCAACAGUGUAUCGGAAUCUGCUGUCGUCUCUCCCAGUGAUCAGCAAACUCCUUCCGAAGCCAUGAGUAAGAGACAGCUAAACAUGCUCAAGCGACGCAGAAAGGAAGAACUCAAACGCGACAACAAGAAGUUCAAAUACGAUCUUACAAGCAUGAGACGUGAGAGUACCACAGUACCUACUCCCGCCGACUCAGAUACCAUCAUUAAGGAUGAAAAUGGAGAGCCCAAUGCCAGCGUUCCCGACUACUUCUCACUGGAAAGAAAAGGUGGUGACGAUGAUGCAAAGGUCGUGUCAGAGUUCAAGGGUGCUCCUAUUGUUGAAAAGUCCGCCUUCCAAACCGAAGUCGAGGAGGCUGGCAAUGGAUGGCCGUUCGAACGACUCUGCGAAUUUCUAACCGUGGACUUGUUCGAUCCUGCUUGGGAGAUUCGUCAUGGUGCUGCCAUGGGGCUUCGAGAAAUUGUUCGCGUGCACGGAGCUGGAGCUGGCCGUCUGCUAAACAGGACUAAACACGACAACGAUCGCCUAAACCAGGCAUGGCUCGAUGAUCUUGCUUGUCGCAUAUGCUGCGUCUUCAUGCUCGACAGAUUUGCGGACUACGUCUCAGACAAUGCUAUCGCACCAAUCAGAGAAACUGCUGGUCAGACACUGGGUGCACUCUUGCAAUAUCUCCCGGCGUCCUCAGUACAUGCAGUCAAUCGUAUCCUUUACCGUUUGGUCAUGCAGAAAGACCUCAGGGUCAACAGGCGUAUCUGGCACGCUUGCCACGGUGGUAUGAUUGGUAUGCGAUAUCUGGUGGCGGUUAGAAAUGACCUGCUGCUUCAAGACAAUCUCUUGAUGGAUGGCGUCUUGGAGUGUGUCAUUAAAGGACUCGGAGACAGCGACGACGAUGUCAGAGCAGUCAGCGCGGCCACUUUGAUUCCUGUUGCCAAAGAGUUCGUCAACAUGCGUCAUACUGCACUCAACCAUCUCAUUAGCGUUGUCUGGGAAUGUCUCUCGAAUCUGAGCGACGAUCUCAGCGCAAGUACAGGAUCCGUUAUGGACUUGCUUGCGAAGCUCUGUGGCUUCCCCGAAGUCCUUGACGCCAUGAAGAAGAACGCUGCAGAGAACCCAGAGCAAUCCUUUGCAGAGCUGGUGCCUCGUUUAUACCCUUUCCUUCGCCACACCAUCAGCACAGUUCGUUCCGCUGUGCUUCGCGCUCUCCUUACAUUCGUCAACAUUGAUGGCGAUGAUGCCAAAAGCUGGGUCGACGGUCGUGCUCUGCGCCUUGUUUAUCAAAACCUGCUUGUUGAACGUAAUGAGACAGUUCUCAAACUCUCGCUUCAAGUUUGGUAUGCUCUCGUCGACGUCCUAGCCGUUCACCCCGAAAAAUUCGCGGCAGAAUUCAAACCUCACGUUGCACCUUUGGUGACACUCACACUCCAUCCCAUUGGUGUAUCUCGUCACCCUAUUCCAAUGGACGCAACACUGUUCAUACGUCCUUCAGGCUACAGCUACACGCCACUGAGUAGUGCCACACGUAAAUCUUCUCCAGUCAACGGAUCUUCCGAGCCUGCUAGNGAAGAGAAGAAGAUCCGACAAGAAGGACAAGGACAUGCCCCUCCAACCUCCUCAUCAGCCCACAACGUUGAUGGACACAUGAUGCAAGGCGACGUCGAUCUCGUUGGAGCAGACAUCAUGAUCCGAUCUAGAAGUCAUGCAGCCCAAGCACUCGCGAAGGCCUGCCAGGUUUGGCCGGCAGCAACAAGACGCGACAUGUUCUCUCCCAAGGUUCUUCCUAGCCUCAAAUCUGGCUUCUCAACCACACAACUCUUCACCGCUAUCUUCAUAGAGGAAUACGCCAGAAUAUCUCACACCAAGGAUGAUCUCACCGCAUCAUUUGCAGAGAGCCUCCGUCCUCUUGUGGAAGAAGAGAGACCUAGCUGGUACAGCGACCUCACCAGCUAUCUACAAAUUGUCCGCGCACAGUGUCAGAGCCUUCUGACCACGUUCCGCGAGAAGGCCCAUGUACCGGCGAGCAAACUCCCCAUUAUUGCUGUUGUGGUUCAAGGAGAGCCAGAGGCUGGCAAGAAUGCCUUUUCACUUGCCGAUGGAGAGCGCAUUGCUGUCCAGGACUUCGAGAGACUACGCAAGACUCUCUCGCCUGCUCAGCGUGUCACUUCAACUGAAAUGUUAUCAAGUGCAAAGGCAGAUGUCGACUCAGUCAUCGCUGAAGCAAUUCUCAUCAAGAAACAGCGCGAUGUUCGCAUUAAGUCUGCUGCAGCCGCGGCCAUUGUGGCCCUGAGGGAAAUACCUAAGAAGCCCCAGGCUACCAUCAAAGGUCUUAUGGACAGCGUUAAGGAUGAAGAAAACUUCGAACUCCAAAAGCGCUCUGCAGCAGCAAUCGCCAGUCUGGUUGAUCAGUUGGUUGCCAGUGGUCGUAUGAAGGUUGUCGACAAGGUUGUUGGCAACUUGGUUAAAUUCUGCUGCAUGGAGACCGGCGAGACACCAGAGUUUCACCCUAACGCAGAUAAGGAAUCUGGCAUUCUCUCGCUGCAGAAGGAUGAAGAUAUUCAGGACCGUCCAGAUGCCGCCAAGUAUGAGAAAGAGGUUCGUCAAGCUCGUAUCACGAGACGUGGUACCAAGGAUGCUCUGGAGCAACUUUGUUUCCAGUUUGGCAGCGACCUCUUCGACAAGGUACCCAUGCUUCGCACUCUCAUCGAAGAUCCCAUCCGUCACUGCUUCACCGGUGAGCUGCCUGCCAACAUCACUGACCCAGAGCAAAAUGUUGGUCAAGAAGUUGUGGAUGCCAUGUCCACACUUCGCGCAUUGAUGGCGUCAUUCCACUCUGAUCUCCAUCCAUUCGUUCUUGAUCUCAUGGGCUUGGUUGCUAGAGCUCUUCAGACACGACUUGCUGUUCUUCGAUACACCGCUGCCAAGUGCUUUGCAAGCAUUUGCAGUGUUAUCACCGUCAAGGGAUUCACCAUGCUGGUUGAGCGAGUCCUGCCACCAAUCAACAACCCAACCGACAUACAUUGCAGACAGGGCGCGAUCGAAUGCAUAUACCAUCUCAUCCAAGUCAUGGAAGAUCGUAUCUUGCCCUACGUCAUCUUCCUCUUGGUCCCUGUGCUUGGGCGUAUGAGCGAUUCGGACAAUGGUGUACGCUUGAUCGCAACUACCGCUUUUGCUACACUGGUCAAGCUUGUACCCCUCGAAGCCGGCAUUCCAGAUCCUCCCGGCCUUUCUGAGGAGCUUCUCAAGGGACGCGAAAAGGAGCGUAAGUUCAUUGCGCAGAUGCUUGAUCCGAAGAAGGUCGAGUCGUUCGAGAUUCCAGUCGCAAUCAAGGCCGAUCUCCGUUCGUACCAACAAGACGGCGUUAACUGGCUGGCUUUCCUCAAUCGAUACCAUCUACACGGUGUUCUCUGUGACGAUAUGGGUCUUGGUAAGACACUGCAGACAAUCUGCAUCGUCGCCAGUGAUCAUCAUAUGCGCGCAGAGGAAUUUGCCAAAACUCAAGCACCCGAUCAGCGCAAGAUGCCGUCUUUGAUUGUCUGUCCUCCAACUCUAUCCGGACAUUGGCAGCAAGAGAUCCGCACAUAUGCGCCCUUCCUGAAUGCCGUCGCCUAUGUCGGCCCACCCUCCGAGCGUAACAAGCACCGCGCAAAGCUUACCGAGGCUGACAUUGUCAUCACUUCGUACGACAUUUGCAGAAAUGAUGUAGAAGUCUUUGCACCUCACACCUGGAACUACUGUGUUCUGGAUGAGGGCCAUCUCAUCAAGAACCCCAAAGCCAAAGUUACACAAGCUGUCAAGCGUCUUGCAAGCAACCACCGCCUCAUCCUCUCUGGUACACCAAUCCAAAACAACGUGCUUGAGCUUUGGUCAUUGUUUGACUUCCUAAUGCCCGGCUUCCUUGGUACAGAGAAGAUGUUCCAAGAUCGUUUCGCAAAGCCAAUUGCUGCUUCACGUUUCAGCAAAUCCUCUUCAAAGGAACAAGAAGCCGGUGCAUUGGCCAUCGAGGCCUUGCACAAACAAGUCUUGCCCUUCUUGUUACGCCGCCUCAAGGAAGAAGUGCUGGAUGACUUGCCACCCAAGAUUUUGCAGAACUAUUACUGCGACCUGAGUGACUUGCAAAAGAAGCUUUUCGAAGACUUUACUCGCAAAGAGUCAAAGACAAUCGCCGAAAAAGCUGGCUCUGCCGACAAGGAGGCUAAACAGCAUAUUUUCCAAGCUCUGCAAUACAUGCGUAAACUUUGCAACUCGCCAGCCUUGGUCAUGAAAGAGAGCCAUAAACAAUACGCAACUAUUCAAGCGCAGUUAGCACGUCAAAACUCGAGUUUGACUGAUCCAGUCCAUGCUCCCAAGCUCACAGCUCUCAGGGACCUUCUCGUCGACUGUGGCAUUGGUGUCGAUUCUGCAGCGGCAGGCGAGGUACCUUCAGCCGAUCAGGCCGUCUCUCAGCACAGAGCGCUCAUCUUCUGUCAAAUGAAGGAAAUGCUCGACAUGGUUGAAUCAACCGUCUUCAAGCGUAUGCUUCCGUCAAUCACAUUUUCUCGCCUUGAUGGAAGUGUCGAAGCAUCCAAGCGUCAGGAUAUUGUAAACCGCUUCAACUCUGAUCCAUCUAUCGAUUGCUUACUCCUUACUACGAGUGUUGGUGGACUUGGUCUCAACUUGACUGGUGCGGAUACGGUCAUCUUUGUCGAACACGACUGGAAUCCCCAAAAGGAUCUUCAGGCUAUGGACCGUGCGCAUCGUAUUGGUCAGAAGAAGGUCGUGAACGUUUACCGCUUGAUCACUCGCGGCACUCUAGAGGAGAAGAUUCUCAGCUUGCAGAGAUUCAAGAUCGACGUAGCUAGCACCGUCGUCAACCAGCAAAACGCGGGGCUGGGAAGCAUGCAGACAGAUCAGAUCUUGGAUCUCUUCAACAUGGGUGACACAGAAGGUGCGCCAUCGCUCGAAGACAAGCCCAAAGACCCCAACUCAAUCGACGAAGCGGACGCUGUGGACGCUGAAGGUAAUGUCCGUGAGAAGGGCAANAAGGGCAUUCUUGAUGAGCUUUCUGAGCUCUGGGAUGAAAAGCAGUACGAGGAGGAGUUCAACUUGGAUGGAUUCUUGUCGACCAUGAAGGCAUGA
This is a messenger RNA of Aureobasidium uvarum, 5688 nucleotides long. NCBI's taxonomy places the organism in Eukaryota, Fungi, Ascomycota, Dothideomycetes, Dothideales, Saccotheciaceae. The record is from the annotation of a GenBank genome assembly.